UACUACCCCCUUGAGUCUUGACCCUAAAAAAAAAAAAUAGAAACCGCCAAAUUCCGGUUCAGUUUCGGUAACACUCUGUUUGUAAUCGAGACAAGUCUUCUAUUCUUUAUUAUCCAGAGAGGAGUUUCUAUCUAUUAGCUUUCCUUUCAGUAGUACUGUUGAGAGGUAGCUUCGGAAAAUGACGUCGGGAACCAGAACGCCGACGUGGAAGGAAAGAGAGAAUAAUAAGAGAAGAGAGAGGAGACGAAGGGCGAUCGCCGCUAAGAUCUACGCUGGACUCCGAAUGUACGGAAACUACAAGCUCCCUAAGCACUGCGAUAAUAAUGAAGUCCUUAAAGCUCUCUGCAGUGAGGCCGGUUGGACAGUUGAAGAAGACGGCACCACUUACAGAAAGGGCUGCAAACCUGUCGAACGCAUGGACAUUAUCGGAGGGUCUGCAUCAGCAAGUCCGUGCUCAUCCUACCACCCAAGUCCAUGUGCAUCUUACAAUCCAAGUCCGGGAUCAUCUUCUUUCCCUAGUCCUGUUUCAUCUCGGUACACUGCGAAUACUAAUGGUAAUGCUGAUGCAAAUUCCCUCAUUCCAUGGCUUAAAAACCUCUCGUCUGUCUCAGUGUCAUCCAAGCAUCCUCACCAUCUCUUCAUUCACAGUGGCUCCAUAAGUGCUCCAGUCACCCCUCCAUUGAGCUCCCCAACUGCCCGAACUCCCCGCACCAAAAAUGACUGGGAUGACCCGGCUGGUGGUCCAUCCUGGGCAGGUCAGAAUUAUCCGUUCCCCUCAUCUAUGCCCUCAUCUACCCCACCAAGUCCUGGCCGUCAGGUCAUUCCUGAUUCAGGAUGGCUAGCUGGUAUUGAAAUUCCCCAAAGUGGACCGUCAUCACCCACAUUUAGCCUCGUGUCACGGAACCCAUUUGGCUUUAGGGAUGAGCCUUUAUCAGGUACCGGAUCACGAAUGUGGACGCCUGGGCAAAGUGGGACAUGCUCUCCUGCUGUUCCUGCAGGUGCUGACCAGACAGCAGAUGUUCCAAUGCCAGACAGUAUGGCAGCUGAGUUUGCUUUUGGAAAUCACACAACAUGGCUAGUGAAAGCCUGGGAAGGAGAAAGGAUCCAUGAGGAAUGUGUACCAGAUGAUCUUGAGCUUACACUUGGAAACUCCAAGACCAGGUAAAAGAGAACAACCAAAGCAGAAACUGUAGCCUGUUUUACAAAUCCUUCUAGUUUGCUUGUAAUGAUUUGAUAUCUUGAUGCAGAUAGGGGAGAACUGAUAGAAAGGGUGAAAAUGAUUAUCCUUGGAUCUCUUGAUUUGGCUUCUUCCUUUCCUUUAUGCCUUCGUGUCAAUGACUUCAUGUUGUUCAUGCUUCAGUUGGUAGGGAGCUGAGAUAGAAGUACAGUGAAUAGGAGCAUCGAUUCCUUUUUUCUUUUUCUUUUUUUGUUUUUUAAAAGAAGAAAAACUGAAAAAUUAAAUUAUAAAUAGUUCAUGUUGGUGUCUAAUUUGCACCUUCAGUUCAAUUCAUUAUUCCUUAAUUUUUCAUUUUCUAAUCCUUUUUCUUUUUCUUUUUUUCUUUCUUUUGUUGUGGGGGGAGGAAAGAGAAGUUUCGGUUGCAACAUUCAUAUUUGUUUGGUGUGAUUAUUUGCCAUUGAAAGGGAGUUUGGAUUUCAAGAUCAACUGAUUAGUUCUGACAA
Molecule: messenger RNA, 1680 nt
Organism: Manihot esculenta (cassava)
Lineage: Eukaryota; Viridiplantae; Streptophyta; Magnoliopsida; Malpighiales; Euphorbiaceae
Product: BES1/BZR1 homolog protein 4
Exons: 2
Coding region: 179-1165 (328 amino acids)
Biological process (GO): DNA-templated transcription; brassinosteroid mediated signaling pathway
Molecular function (GO): DNA-binding transcription factor activity
Source: RefSeq, a predicted model, not a curated record